Spodoptera exigua (beet armyworm) is the source of this 769-nucleotide messenger RNA. The record is from the annotation of a GenBank genome assembly. NCBI's taxonomy places the organism in Eukaryota, Metazoa, Arthropoda, Insecta, Lepidoptera, Noctuidae.
UGUCAGUUUGCUCACCAAGCCGGUAACGCCACAGACUCGUAAAACAAUUUAAACAUGCCGAAAUACGUAUUCACCUACUUUAAAGGAAAGGGUAUGGGUGAGUCAGUGCGUUUGCUGCUGGCUUAUGGUGAUGAAGGAUUUGAAGACCGCCGAAUAGACGCCAAGGACUGGCCGAAGUAUAAGCCAAAUACUCCAUUCGGGCAGAUGCCAUUGCUGGAGUUCGACGGCAAGACGUACGCUCAAAGUCUGUCCAUCGCUCGGUACCUCGGCAAGAAGUACGGUCUGGCUGGAGACUCCCUCGAGGAUGCUCUGGAGAUCGAUCAGAAUGUCGACCUCAUCAACGACCUUCGUGCAAGAGCUGCAAUUGCUCUCUACGAAAAAGACGAGGCUGUGAAGAAGGCGAAAUACGCUGAAUUCAACAAGAAUGACUUCCCUCACUUGUUGAAGAAUCUAAAUGAUGUCAUCACUAAGAACAACGGCCAUAUUGCCCUUGGAAAGCUGACUUGGGGAGACUUUGUCUUCGCGGGUUUAUUUGAAUACAUCAAGAUCUUGGUGGUUGUACCUGAUCUGGAGAAGAAGUACCCAGCAUUCCAGAAGGUCUUGGACAACGUUUACUCCAUUCCCAAGGUUAAGGCCUACGCUGAUGCUUUAAAUAAAUAAAAAUAAAUUAAUGGGAUAUGUAGGACAAGAUAGCAUUUUUAUGUUUGUUAAGGCAAUCUUAUAUAAACAUUUUUUACCAAGAUUUGAGUUAUUAAGAAAAGAGUUAGAG